GUUAUCCCUUACCUAUAAUUUUAUGUGCUUUGCCAAAUAGGCAGCUUUUAAGAUAAAAUAGAUAAAUAUACAUUAAAAUAGUACAUUAACUUAUUGGGGGCUAUUUUUGAACUAUUAUUAAUAUUAUUAUUAUUCAUAUCAUUAGUUGUAACAUUUUAUAGAAAUUAACGGAUAUCGUUUAUAAUCUUGCAAGGAUUUAUAACGAAAUAUAUGGAUAAUUUAUUUAUUCACAACUCCUUAUGGAAUUCUUAUUGCUAACAUCACCAUAAAUAUUGUUACAAGAACUAUUUUUAAUAAUUAUAUGUGAAGCAAUCUUCUAUGAAGCCUAUGCUGGGUUCUUCUGCUUCAAGCCUCAUGAGUGCAUCAAGUAGUGGAAGCACUGGUAGUGCACAAGCCUCAGCUGGUCAACACACUAUAGCAGCUACACUUACAGCUGUGCAUAAAAUGGAUUCUGAAUUACGUUGCCCAUCUUGUAGGCGAUUUUUCCAAUGUCCUUUAUUGUUACCAUGUGGACAUUCCCUGUGCAAUUUAUGUGCAGCUGGAGCUCUACUCCCCGCUAGCGAACCAAGCAUAGCGGCAUCGAUUGCAGCAGCGCUACACUUAUCAACAGCUGAGACAUUUAGUCCUGCUAGUGGUCCCCCUCAAUCCUCAUCCUCGUCUUCAUCGACAACAGGAAGUAGUAUAGGUUGUCCCAGUACUUCUAACUCACAAGGAAACACACAGAUUAUGGGUUGUACUUCCAUCAUACCUUCAGAUUCUGAUCAAAUGAGUGUUGUUAGCGAAACAGAUUCUGGUGUAAUUGUUAGCAGCCGACCAGGUAGUUAUGUGGGAAGACUACCCGUUAUAAUAUGUUCAUCAACCUCAGGUUUAGGUCCAAGUCAAACCUACAGUAUCUCUUCAUCUUCAAUAAGUCAAGUUUCAAGUGGCUUAAUAUGUCCUAUAUGUAACCACGUCGUUGGUCUUUUUGAUGAUAAAGGGCUAAGCCAUCUCCCGAGAAAUCGUGCUCUUGAACGGAUAAUAUCUAAAUUUGUAGGCCCUGAUCAGUCACAUCAUUCAUUAAAAGUGAGUGCAGACUUGGAACCAUUUUUAUUAAACAAUAACACAGACCCAAUUAAUAGACCAGGUGGACCACUUUGUCAGUUAUGUGAAGAACCUAAUAUCCCAACAGAAAAUCCAUUAUCUUCAGAAACCAAUGAGACUGAAGUGAUUGAACAAAAUUGUUUAGCAACAUUUUGGUGUGAACAAUGUGAAAUAUUUUAUUGUACACGAUGUCGUGAAAAAUGUCAUCCAGCUCGUGGACCAUUAAAUCGUCAUGCAUUACAUUCAGCAAUUGAAGGUGUAAAAAUAAUUAGACAAAAACAACGUAAUCAACCUACACCAUGUAUGUCACAUUUAAAUAUAAUACCAAAUUUAUAUUGUGUUAAUUGUCAUAUACCGGUGUGUAAUGAAUGCAUAAGUAAUGAUAAUUCACAAACAUUUGAAACACAUUCAAAACAUGAAAUACUCCCAUUGAUUGGAGUCUGUAAAUCACGGAAAACUGAACUGUCUCAGUCACUUCAAGCACUAUCGGAAAGAGCUCGUUCAGCUACGGAGCACAUACAACGUUUAAGAUCAAAGUCAGAAACUGUUAAUAGAAAUCUUGCAGAUUCAGAAAAAGAACUUGUUGAACAACUGAACACAUUAAUUUCUGCAAUUGAAACAAAAAAACAAGAACUAACAGAACGUUUACGAGAUGAAAGAACCAAACGUAUUCAUUGUCUCAAGGAACAAAUUAAUCGUGUCACAUCAUUAUUAACUAAAUCAACUGGUCUUAUUCAAUUUUGUAUUGAAAUGCUCAAAGAAAGUGAUCCAUCUGCAUUUCUUUUGGUAUCUCAAUCACUUAUCACACGUACUCAAAAUGCAGAACAAAAUUUUAUACAAGAACUUCAACAUACAUCAUCCACUAAUGAUAUUACUGGAUCUUUAUUAUCACUUGCUUUAUCAUCAAGUAAAGAUUAUUCACAUCAUUCACCUAAGAAAAGAACACUUAAAUCAACUGAAGAGAUUUCUGGUAAAUACAAUAAUCUUGCUAGUAAUGUUAGUGGAACAAGUACAUCUAAUCGAUUGAACAAAACAUUGGAUUUAUUAGGUGUGAAUAGUGUUGAUGCAAUACUUCGAGCAAUUUUAAAUUUAGGUUUAGAAGAAGAUCAAAAUACAAAAAGAACUGAAUAUUUUCAACUUAUCAAUCAAAAAAUUAACGAUGCUCCAGCUCCACCAGCGUUUCUUAUAGAAGAAUGCAUUUCAGAGCGUAAUGUCAUUACUCUUGUGUGGCAACCCACAUCUUCUAUUCCUAUUGAUCGUUACACACUUGAAUUGGAUGAUGGAGCAGGUGGAACUUUCAGGAAAGUUUAUCGGGGUGUUGAAACAAUGUGCACUGUCGAAGGUUUACACUUUCGUUCCGUCUAUCGUGCACGCGUUAAAGCGCACAAUCAAGCUGGUGAAAGUCAGUACAGUGAACGAAUUUGUCUACAGACAUCAGAUUUUACUUGGUUUCAUUUGGAUAUUCAUACCUCUGUACCAGAAAUUUUACUUACAAAUGGAAAUAGAACUGUUACUAGUCAAUUAUCUGAAGAUAGAGUAAUUCUUGGUUCAACUGGUUUAUCAAGAGGUGUACAUUAUUGGGAAUUUACUGUAGAUCGUUGUGAUCCUGGUGGACAACCUGCAUUUGGUAUAGCUAGAUAUGACUGUAAUAAAGAAAUUAUGCUUGGUCUUGAUAUGAAAAGUUGGUCAAUUUAUUUUGAUUAUAAACGAAGUUGGUUUUUACAUAAUGGAGAACAUUUUGAACGAACUGACGGUGGAAUACAUGCUGGUAGUGUAGUUGGUAUUCGACUAGAUUGUAAUAGAGGCAGUCUAUCUUAUUAUUUAAAUGAUCAACCGCAUGGUCCAAUUGCAUUCACUAAUUUACCAAAUGGGAUUUAUUAUCCAGCUGUCAGUUUAACAAGAGCUAUUCAACUAACUCUACAUUCUGGUUUGGAAGCUCCUAGUGAGAGUGAAGAAAGUGAUGAAGAUAGUUCUGGUGGUGGAACAGGAACUGAAACCACUUCUAUGGCAACCACUGUUUUAACCCUACCUUCUACAUUACAAAGCAAAGGAUUAAGGCAAUGAAUUUAAUGACAUUGGACUCUUAAACAUGCCACAAUCACUUUUUCAAUAUUAAAGAACAAAAUUAUUAACUACAUAAUCUGCCCGUAAGUUUUUUUAUCAAAUGUUUGAUUGUAAACAAACCAUAUGUAGCUCGAAGAAGUUUCAAUCAAAUGAAAUAUCAACUUCAGGCUAUAAAUUUAAAAAACAAAAUAUAUACUUAAACUAAUUAAUUCAAGUAAAAUUAAAUCUUCUACCGUUUCUUAAAGUACAUAUACCUUUUAAAUACAUCUUACAAAUACAUAAUGACUUUAUAUAACUACCUAUGAAAACAUUAAAAUCUUAAUGUUUAUUUCACUUUCUUUUUGGAUGUCUUAAAUAAUUUGAAUUUUCAUUAAAUAACUUGAUUAUUAUAUAUUUUCUUUGUAUAAAUCAACUAAUAUAAUAAUUUUAUGCUUUAUUUAUUUAAAAUGUUUGUUUUUUUUCUUGUGUGCAUUAUUAUUUGAUGAAUACAAAAAUCUUACAUAAAAUCUGUUAAUGAAUCUACAAAACAUAAUAAUAACUUAUUAAUGUUUUGUUUAUCUGAAUUGAAUAUUGAAUUGUGAACAUUUAGUCAUUUAUAAACUUAUUUUAAAGAAAAAUAACAAAAUAAGAAUGAACAAAUAAACAGGACUUGGUCAUAAACAGAUAAACCUACACCAUAUACAUCAUACAUAUAAAUGAUGUACAAAUGAUAACAGUUAACUUUUUGUUUAUAUUUUAUUAAAUCUUAACAUAAACAUUAAAGAAUUUAAAAUAUAGAUUAUACUAAACAUUUUAAAUACAUCAGUAAAACAAUAAUAUUCAUAAAAAUAACUUUUUUUCCUCUCAUUGGUUUUUUGUUUGUUUUUUGUUUUUUUCUUUAUUGAUCCAAAUGUUCUUCCUAAGUUGUUUAUUUAUUUAUUUUUUUGGUCUUAUUUUUUAUGUGUACAUUUCAAUUUGUAUUGAUUAAAAAUUUGAAUAGUGUAAGGGAUAUAACAAUUAGUUUUGUUUAAAUAUUAACUUAUUAAUUCUAUUAACAAGUUACAUCCUAAAAUUAUUGAUCAAUUAUCAACUAUUUGUUUUGCUUAGUUUUCUUUUUUUUCUUUUCUAUGUAUGUUUUCUUCGAAAAAAAACAAACAAACAAACAGACAAACAAUUUAAUUACAUUUGAAAUAAUAAUUUUUUAAACAAAAAUAUGUAAACAUUUUUUUCAGAAGUAAAUCUGUUGUGAAAUUGUGUAAUAUGAUUGUUUUGUUUUUCUUUUGAUUAUGUCAAUGUAAUUUGUGUGUGAAUUUAUCUUUUGAAAUCUUAUUCAACAUGAUCAAUUAAUGUAAUCAUGAAUUUUUCUUUCUUUUUUUAAUUAGUAACAUAUGUACACAAAUAUUUGUUGUUGUAUUUUUAUUUAGAAAUUAAAUGAUUUGUUUACAGGAGAGAAUUAAAAUAUAAAACUUAAUCAUUCAUUUGACAAAAGAAUAUCAUUUAUUCAUUUAUAUCUGGUUUAGAAAUAGAUUAAUUUAUCAAAUCAUAAUGAGUAUUCAUUUUUCUUAUUGAUUAUUUUAAAUCUCCCUACUGAUGUUGUGAAUUGUAAUUACUUACUUACUUAUGCCUGUUACUCCUAAUGGAGCAUAGACUCACUCUGUCCUGGGUCCUCUUUUCUAGUUCCAUCCAAGUCUUGUCCAUUUUUCUCAUGUCUAUCUCCAUUUCCCGGCGUAAUGUAUCCUUUGGUCUUUCUCUCCUCCUUCGACCUUGAGGAUUCCAUGUGAGGGCUUGUCUUGUGACGCAG
This is a messenger RNA of Schistosoma spindalis, 4924 nucleotides long. NCBI's taxonomy places the organism in Eukaryota, Metazoa, Platyhelminthes, Trematoda, Strigeidida, Schistosomatidae. The record is from the annotation of a GenBank genome assembly.